CUUCCCCCAAACUAAACACAGUAGCGUCCGUAGCUUCAGGUAGAAGCAACAGGUAACAGAUUCAAGAUGGCUGGUACAGCGAGGCAUGACCGGGAGAUGGCUAUCCAAGCCAAGAGAAACCUGGCCAUAACCAAAGAUCCAAUUGAGAGGCUGCGGCUUCAGUGUUUGGCCAGAGGGUCUGCAGGCAUCAAAGGCCUUGCAAGGGUAUUUCGUAUCAUGGAUGACGACAACAGCCGAACUCUUGAUUUCAAGGAGUUCUUGAAAGGCCUCCACGAUUAUGCUGUGUUGAUUGAGAAAGAAGAAGCUGAACGGAUUUUCAGAAUUUUUGAUAAAGAUGGGAGUGGAACAAUAGACUUUGAUGAAUUUCUCGUAACAUUAAGACCUCCUAUGUCAAAUGCCAGGAAAGUAGUCAUCAUGCAAGCCUUCCGAAAGCUGGACAGGACCGGAGAUGGCAUUGUCACCAUUGAAGAUCUGCAAGGAGUCUACAAUGUAAAACAUCACCCCAAGUAUCAGAACGGAGAGUGGACGGAAGAUCAAGUGUUUAGGACUUUUCUAGAUAACUUUGAUUCACCCUACGACAAAGAUGGGCAGGUGACAACGGACGAAUUCAUGAACUAUUACGCUGGUGUCAGUGCCUCGAUAGAUACGGAUGUCUAUUUCAUUGUGAUGAUGAAAAAUGCUUGGAAAAUCUGAUUGUACGAUUUUAUAAAAACAACACCUUCCCCCUCCCUCCCUUUUCUUCUUGCUUGUAACAUCUCCUUAGCCUCGCAUGCAGAACGGAGCGGUCGUGUUAAAUGGGAUUUAAACCACGCAGUAAAAGAAAGAACAGUCCCCAUGAACACGGCUGGUGUUCUGGCAGGACCACUCCUGGGGGCAGAAGGGCCUCUUACUUCACCAAACACAGGUUGCCAAAACGUGCAGUGUGACCGUGGA
This is a messenger RNA of Gekko japonicus, 933 nucleotides long. It is a transcript of the gene CAPSL, whose product is annotated as calcyphosine like. Lineage: Eukaryota; Metazoa; Chordata; Lepidosauria; Squamata; Gekkonidae. The record is from RefSeq and is a predicted model, not a curated record. Bases 67 to 693 code for a protein of 208 amino acids. Gene Ontology annotation, molecular function: calcium ion binding. The transcript is spliced from 5 exons.